CUUUCAAUUGCUAGUGGUUCCCGUGGAAGCCCCCCAAUUUUCCGCCAGCUCUUCCCCUAUACCCGCCAGCUCCAGCCUUGCUUGCUAAGGAUUUCUGGUAGGUUGGCUUCUCUAAUUUCCGACAAUUGGGUGAUUAAUUGCUGCCUUUGUGAGUUUAAGUGGUUGUAUGGGUGCUGGGUUGUCCGAAAAUCUGCUGGAAAUAAGGGAUGAAUUUCGGUAGCCUUGCAAUGAGUUUUAAGUCAAUUUAUGUAGGGAAUCCUUUAAUUGAGCUGCUGUGAUGAUGUAUGAAAGAAAAAGAGGAAAAUUCCUUGACUUGCUCAUUUUUUUGUCAAAGCUGGUUCUCCCAUUUCCUGUCCAUGAAUUUGGAAAAAUUGUUCUUGAUCUUCCUGUGACCCUAGCACUUGGUUAAGCCUUCUAUCCUGCGCGAUUAAGGUAAGUAAAUUAUGAUAAUGCCCUUAAAUUUUCAAGCAUAUUUUAAUUUUUUUUUGAGAUGGUGGCAAGGUUUAAAUGGGUUUAUUUGCAUUUGAGCAUGAUUAAAUGGAAAUUGAACUUUUAUCAUUUUCCUUAUUUUCUAGAAUUGAGCAUGCCCACAUGAGAUUUCUUCGGUUUAUUCUUGAAAUUGAGAACGAUUGUGAAUCGUGAAAUUUUUUUGUAAAUCUUGCUUGGUUUUGUCUCCGAUAUAGUCAUGUUAUUCGUGUGCCCGCUAGUGGAAGGUUUAUAAACGCUAGCACAUGUCGACAUGUUAUUAAUAGAACCGGUUCGCUCGUGUUAUCCUACUAGUGGGAUUAUACACUAGUAAUCGUGUGCUUCCCAAUGGGAGGUUUAUAACACUGGUCAUGGCUAAUAGAGGAGACCACUAUUUAAUUUUAUUCUGCAUUAAUGGUUUGUUAUUGAGACGCUUUGUUUAUGUUUAAACUGUUUAUUUGGCAUGCUUUAAAUUUUGAUUCCGAGCAUCCAUAUUUACUUAUUGAGAUAUUUUAUCUCAUAGUUUUCCUUGUCCGCCAUUUCAGGUAGUGAGACCCAACGCAUGGGGAGUCCGGAGGAGUGACGAGCUAGACGGCUAGGCAUUUUUUUGGACUUAAGUUUUUGUGGUUAGGCCGCUAGUCAGCCAUGCUGACUUAGGAAUUUUUGUGUACAAAACUCCUUUAGUUAUAGAAAUGACUGUAUAGAUGAAGUUAUAAAUCUUUAUACAUUUUGACGAGUAAAUAUUUAGAAAGAAAAAGAAAUUAGAUAUUACCUG
Messenger RNA from Rubroshorea leprosula, 1240 nucleotides. NCBI's taxonomy places the organism in Eukaryota, Viridiplantae, Streptophyta, Magnoliopsida, Malvales, Dipterocarpaceae. The record is from the annotation of a GenBank genome assembly.